This is a messenger RNA of Naegleria gruberi, 473 nucleotides long. RefSeq lists its product as uncharacterized. The record is from RefSeq and is a predicted model, not a curated record. Gene Ontology annotation, molecular function: serine-type peptidase activity. Gene Ontology annotation, biological process: proteolysis. The annotation marks the transcript as partial. The transcript has 3 exons. NCBI's taxonomy places the organism in Eukaryota, Heterolobosea, Eutetramitea, Acrasida, Naegleriidae.
AUGUUUAUGAAAGUGCUGAAGCUGCCUAUAAUUAUCUUGUAAAUAACGAAAAGAUUGAUCCGGCUGAUAUUGUAAUAUUUGGUAUUUCUAUUGGAACUGGACCUAGCUCUUAUUUGGCUGAAAAGUAUCCAGUGGGUGGAUUGAUUUUACAAACACCAUUGAAAUCUAUUUUACAUGUUGGAUUGGGAAGAUCAUUCCUUGCACCUAUUGUACCAUUCAUGAGACCAUACGAUAUGUUUUGUAAUAUUCAUAAAGUUUCCAAUAUCAAAGCACCAACAUUGAUUAUACAUGGUGAUAGAGAUAGUAUUGUACCUUAUUCACAUGGAAAGGAAAUUUAUGAAAAUGCUAAAAACAAAUUUAAAUUUAUUACAGUACCAGGAGCUGAUCACAAUGAUAUUUUUGAUUAUUAUUCAAUUUUGGAUUUUAAAGAAGAUAUCAAGGAAGUUUUUAAAGCAACAAAUCUCAACGAAUAA